Molecule: messenger RNA, 2785 nt
Organism: Vitrella brassicaformis
Lineage: Eukaryota; Vitrellaceae
Source: the annotation of a GenBank genome assembly
CACUGUUUGAGCUUUUGUCACAAUGGAUUCUUAUGGAAACAUACAUGCAGGUCUUACUUUUAUCCAACCACCACACACAGGAACAUAGGACACCACGGCGCCCUACCACUGCACGCCGCCUCCCACGUCUGUCUCCGUCUGUCUCUGUUGUCUGUCUGUCGGUCAGUCAGUCCUUCUUGGCAGUGCCCGAAGACAGAGGCGGCCAGCUCUCCAGCCCUAACCCCAAUCCCCCAGGCACCAUCGACUGCUCCUCGUCCACCGCCUUGCUGGUGCUGCUGCUGCUAUCACCCGUCACACCCGCACCGCCAUCAUGGUCACCCCCUCCCCCACCCGCAGCAGCCUCAUGGCUCUCUGAUGACGGCUUCUGUUGGGUGUCCUCUGCUGCUGUGGGUGGUGCUGGCCCGGCCUGCUGCGGUGGCGGCGGCUGCUGCUGCUGCUGCUGCUGUUGUGUUUGGAGCUCGAGCAGCUUGACGGCGACCUGCCGUCUUUCCUCCUCUAUCAUGAGCUCGGCCUCUCUGUCGUAUAUGGCUGCCUGCAGCUUGGACAGCCGCUGCAGCUCGUGGCUGAUGCUGCUCGCCACCAUAGCCACUGCAGAGGGGUCGUCCAAGUCUAACAUGGCCUCACAGUACCUGAUAUGAUAUGACGCACACAGCAGCAGGGUGACAGCAGGGUAGCACGGUGCGGGUGUGUUUCUGGUGACCCUUUGCCAGCGAAUUGGCUCAUGAGGCCCUCAGCUACUGCGCCGUCCGAAGGAGACCUGACGACACACACACACACACACACGCAUACAAACCAAUGCCUCUCGUGCGUGUGUCUAGCUAUUGGCGGGUGGGUGGGUUUGUCUUACUGUUGUGCGGCUUCUUCCAAUUGUUGUGUGGAUGUCUGCAGGGACGCGUAUGAGUCCUGGCAGCUCUGGACCUCAUUCGUGAGGCGCUCCUUCUUGGUCAGGUGGUUGCGGUGAAACUCCUGCAGCAUCACGCUGUACCUGCAGACAUCACACACACACACACACACACACACAGACACACACAGAUGGAGACAAUGUCAUUCCACUAUUGUGUGCGGCAUGGGGGGCUGUGUGUGUGUGGUCUGUACCUCUGCGCUUGGUCUUUGAGUUGGUUCUCUAGCUGGAUGCGACGCUCCUUGAAGACGGCGUCCUCGCUGGCACACACAGACAGACAGUCAGACGUCAGACAGGCAGGAGAAUCGACAAGGAUAAGCAUCUGUCUCGAUGUCUCGCAAUGUUCACUGACCCUGCAGCCAUCCCUCCUCCGCUGGCAAUGCCGUUGGCCAUCAUGGCCAUACCACCGCCACCACCACCCGCCUCCAUGCCCAUGCCCAUGCCCAUGCCCAUAUUGACAUUGCUGCCCUCCUGGCCAGCGCCAAACGGCUGAAACCCUGAGGAAAACAGACUACUGCCAACGCCCUGCUGCUGCUGCUGCUGCUGUUGGAACUGCUGAAUGGGCUGUUGCAUGGGCUGCUGGAAGGGCUGCAGUUCACCACCGCCAGACAGGCCCAUGCCCAUACCCAUCUCGGCCGCACCCACCUUGGGCAUCUCACUCCCACCACCCCCAGACCCAUAGCUGCCAUACCCACCACCCCCGCCCGCCUCAUUGGUCGACAGCCGUGCCAUCCACUGCGGCAGCAUGGCCUCCGCCACGGUGCGACAUCCAUUUGGGUCGUCUCGGGGGCUCUCUGCGAGCGGUGUGUGUGUGGUAUGAGAUGGGUGUGCCGAUGCGAUCGGUGUGACGUCCUUGGUGGGGCGGUGGGUGAUGGGCAGGGGGGUGCUGCGCGACACCGACUCGGUCAAAGUGACACCCUCGACGUGGGGGAUGUUCACCCCGCUGCCGAGGUUCUGCGUGUACGGCAGCGUGUAGUGCUGCAACGCACGCACCUCAGCUGCACCCACCCACCAUCGGACAGAAGAACAAAAGGGCCGAGGAUGUGUUUCUGGUUGAUUGAUGGGCGAUGUGAUGUCUGUCUGUCUGUUGGGUUGUUUGUGUAUCUAUAGGUGUGUGGGUUGGCACCUAGGGAGUGGACGAAUGGGCAGAAGUACUGCGAGCAGGCGUUGGUCUCCUGGUAUUGCUUGCACAGAUGCCUGAAUGGCGCAAGGCGAGGCAGGGCGACAUCAGACAGACAGUGGGCAGGAUGGUGGGGUGCAACAAACGUACAUACAUUUGCAACGAUAUCUGUCUGUCCGCCGUCCCCCUGCCUGCCUGCUUGGCACCGCACCGUUUGUAGAAGAGCGGGUGGUACAUGAUCUCCUCAUUCGAAUGCGCAAAGGGACACUGCAAACCAGGCCCCCAAAACACACAUCCAUCCACCCAUCCGUCCAUCCACAUCGGCCCUUCCCUCCCUCCAUCCUCACUCACCUUGUCCCCAUGGUUGCAUUUGUUCUCCAAUAUCUCAUGUCCCGUGCCGAGGACGAUGUCGGGGCAUGGCAGCGGCAGGUACCGCAGCGCGUUGCGGUCGCUCUUGUACACGGGCACCCGCCGGAUCCAGUAGAAGUUGUGGCUGUACUCGCACUCGCUCUCGGGGCGGCUGCAGGUCCCCGAGUCGCGCACGUGGCGGCACGGCGACGUGCGGAAGCGGAUGAGGUCGUCCACUGACAGGUACCCCGGCAUCUUCAGCCGACGGUCCAUUUAGCUACACGUACCAUCAAAACAACGCCAUCGUCAAAGAUGCAUCGACAACAUCAAAAGGCCCGCGAAUGAGAUAUCAUCGAUUUGCAAUGCAGACUCAUCUCGUUGAGAAGGCAUCUGUUGGGUGGAUGCAUGCGUCGGCC